AUGGCCUUGAAAUUCGACGACGAAGAACGACAGCUCUACACGCCUCGCCCUCUGACGGGCAACACCGAGGUCUCGACGGCGGAGACCUGCGUGACCGAAAAGGAACAACUGCCUGCCCGUCGAGGCUUUGUCGGAUAUUUAUCAUCGGAAAUCGAUACCAAAUGGUCGGACAUUCCUCUGAUCGUCUGCUGCUACGUCGGUGGUCUGAUCGAUGGUCUGUCCUACAACUACUGGGGAAACUUUUCCAACAUGCAAACCGGAAACACCAUCUUCAUCGCCCUGGGUGUCGCGGGCAAACCAGACCAUCCGGACAUGCUCUGGGCCAAAUCCCUCAUCGCCGUCUGCGCAUUCCUCCUCGGCAACAUCGUCUUCAUCCACGGCGGUCGUCUCCUCGGCUCAACCCGUCGCAUCUCCCUCAUCCUCAGCUUCGCUCUCCAAGCCGGCCUGAUCCUCGGCACGGCCAUUCUCGUCCACACCGUUCCCCCCAUGCCCGACAACCCAACAUCCGUCGAAUGGCGAAAAGUCGUACCCAUCCUCCUCAUAUCGUUCCAAUCCGCCGGUCAGUUAACCGCCUCGAGAAUUCUGGGAUUUCCGGAAAUCCCUACGGUCCUGUUGACUGCGCUUGUCUGUGACCUCUUACUCGAUGCGAAACUCUACCAGCGCCCGUUGCAGGCGAACCCGAAGCGAAACAGACGGAUUGGGGCUUUGCUUAUGCACUUCUUUGGCUCGAUGACGGCGGGCGGCAUGGCGAAGCAUGUUGGUCUUGCUGGGGGGUUGUUUCUGGCGGCGGCUGCGAAGGGGGCGAUUACAGUGAGCUGGUUUUUCUGGAAGGAGAAGAUGCAGGUCAAGAUGUUUGCAUGA
Messenger RNA from Aspergillus wentii DTO 134E9, 861 nucleotides. Its product is annotated as YoaK family protein. The coding region runs from base 1 to 861 and encodes 286 amino acids. The record is from RefSeq and is a predicted model, not a curated record. Lineage: Eukaryota; Fungi; Ascomycota; Eurotiomycetes; Eurotiales; Aspergillaceae. The transcript is spliced from 2 exons.